Messenger RNA from Manihot esculenta (cassava), 1542 nucleotides. RefSeq names its product beta-glucuronosyltransferase GlcAT14A. The transcript is spliced from 4 exons. Gene Ontology annotation, molecular function: glucuronosyltransferase activity. Bases 233 to 1429 code for a protein of 398 amino acids. Lineage: Eukaryota; Viridiplantae; Streptophyta; Magnoliopsida; Malpighiales; Euphorbiaceae. Gene Ontology annotation, cellular component: membrane. The record is from RefSeq and is a predicted model, not a curated record.
UUGCACCUACCAUGACUAAUUAAAAACUCUUCAUACCAACUAAUACAGUGACAAAUGGAGGCCUUCCCUUCAAAGUAAGGAACCCAAACAACAUCUACUCCACACACUUCCAUGCCUUUUUAUGUUCAUUAUUCCCAUCUCCCACCUUCCACCAUUAACCAUUUAAACUACCUUUCAUUUCCUCUCCUCUCCAAGAACUUCCCUUUUCAGUUUCUUCUUGCUCACCAAUGAAAUGGGUAUUAAAAUUUUUGCCAUUCUCUUCAUGGCAACUUCAAUCUUCCUCUCCCUCUUGUACAUCCCGGCAAAAUUAACCAUACCCAUGUCCAGAUUCACCCCAGUCAUCAACAUUAACAUGCUUAAAGACCACAAGCCUUACCCAGUAAACUUUGCUUACUUAAUUUCUGCUUCUAGAGGUGAUUCCAAGAAGCUAAUGAGGGUGAUUAGGGCACUCUACCAUCCAGGGAAUUAUUAUCUGAUUCAUGUGGAUGCUGAUGCACCAGAGGUAGAGCACAGAGCAAUAAGAGAGUUUGUGUCCAGUGACCCAGUUUUUAACCUUGUAGGCAAUGUUUGGAUUGUUGGGAAAUCAAAUUUGGUGACUUAUAGAGGCCCUACAAUGCUUGCUACAACUCUCCAUGCUAUGGCUAUUUUGUUGAGGACUUGCAAAUGGGACUGGUUUAUUAAUCUUAGUGCUUCUGAUUAUCCCUUGGUGACCCAAGAUGAUCUAAUUGAUGCCUUUUCUGCCUUACCAAGAGAUCUCAACUUCAUACAGCACAGCAGUCACUUGGGGUGGAAGCUGAAUAAGAGAGCCAAGCCAAUCAUAAUAGAUCCAGGGCUUUACAAACUCAACAAAUCAGAGAUUUGGUGGGUUAUCAAGCAGAGGAGUCUCCCAACUGCCUUCAAGCUCUACACAGGUUCAGCUUGGACAAUAUUGUCAAGAUCUUUUGCAGAGUAUUGCAUUCUGGGUUGGGACAACUUGCCAAGAACUCUCCUCCUUUACUAUACCAACUUCGUAUCCUCACCAGAAGGCUACUUCCAAACCCUCAUAUGCAACUCUGAAGACUACAGAAACACUACAGCAAACCAUGAUCUUCACUAUAUCACUUGGGAUACACCUCCUAAGCAGCACCCAAGGAACCUGGGGCUUAAAGAUUAUAGAAGAAUGAUCCUGAGCAGCCGUCCAUUUGCCAGAAAGUUCAAGAAAAAUGACCCAGUUCUCGACAAGAUUGAUCGUGACCUUCUUAAGAGAUACAAUGGACAGUUUACUUAUGGGGGUUGGUGUUUGUGGAGUGGGAAGAGGCAGAAAGCAUGUUCAGGCUUACAAAAUGAGAAAUAUGGUGUUUUGAAGCCUGGACCAGGGUCAAGAAGGUUGAAGAGUCUGCUCACAAAACUUGUAUCAGAAAAUAAUUUCACUAAGAGACGAUGUAGAUGAAUACAUUUCUCCAUUAAUGAGGGGAAUCCUUAUUUUCCAGUAUGUUGGAUGCAUAUAAAAGCUACAAUGAGAUUUAUAAUGAAAUAGUUUAUUCCAGAAUGAGCAUUUCAAAA